Miniopterus natalensis is the source of this 1164-nucleotide messenger RNA. NCBI's taxonomy places the organism in Eukaryota, Metazoa, Chordata, Mammalia, Chiroptera, Miniopteridae. The record is from RefSeq and is a predicted model, not a curated record.
AUGGCCCUGAAGAUGCUGCCGGCUGCCGGCUGCUUUGUCAAGGCCGCGCGCGCACCUCCUGCCCUCCGCCAUUCUCGGGAGAGUUUACUUGGCCACCAGGCCUCCUCGAGGAGCUUCUCAUUCAGAUACGACAUUCCCCCAUCGGCCAAGUAUGGGGGGCGGCACACGGUGACCAUGAUCCCCGGGGACGGCGUUGGGCCCGAACUCAUGCUGCACGUGAGGACCGUGUUCCGGCGCGCGAGCGUGCCCGUGGACUUCGAGGAGGUGCAGGUCAGCUCCGCCUCGCCGGAGGGCGACGUUCACGAUGCCAUCAUGGCGGUGCGCAGGAACCGGGUGGCCCUCAAGGGCAACAUCGAGACCGACUACAACUUGCCGCCGUCCCGCAAGUCCCUCAACAACGUGUUCCGCACCUCGCUCGACCUCUACGCCAAUGUCACCCACUUCAGGAGCCUGCCGGGCCUGGAGACGCUGCACAGGGACAUAGACAUCUUGGUGGUCCGGGAGAACACGGAGGGAGAGUACAGCAACCUGGAGUACGAGAGCGUGAAGGGCGUGAUCCAGAGCCUGAAGAUCAUCACGGCCGCCCGGUCUCGGCGCGUCGCCCGGUACGCCUUCCAGCUGGCCCGGGACCUGGGGCGCGGGAAGGUGACCGCUGUGCACAAGGCCAACAUCAUGAAGCUGGGCGACGGGCUCUUCCUCCAGUGCUGUAGGGAGGUGGCGUCCCGCUACCCCCAGAUCGCCUUCGAGACCAUGAUCGUGGACAACACCACCAUGCAGCUGGUGUCCCGGCCCCAGCAGUUCGAUGUCAUGGUGAUGCCCAAUCUUUAUGGCAACAUUGUCAACAGCAUCUGCACGGGGUUGGUUGGGGGGGCGGGCCUCGUGCCCGGUGCCAGCUAUGGCGCCACGUGCGCCGUGUUUGAGACGGCUGCCCAGCAGCUGGGCAAGCACAUAGCCAACAAGAACAAAGCCAACCCCACGGCCAUGCUGCUCACGGGCUGCUUGAUGCUGGACCACCUGAGGCUGCACGCCUGGGCCGCCUCCAUCCGCGCUGCCGUCUUGGCCGCGGUGAAGAACAGAGCCGUCCGCACUCUGGACAUCGGAGGCCAGGGCACCACGUCGGGGGUCAUCCAUGAGAUCAUCAAGCACAUCGGUUCUGCCAACUAA